Messenger RNA from Helobdella robusta, 2078 nucleotides. RefSeq lists its product as hypothetical. Gene Ontology annotation, cellular component: cytoplasm. The transcript has 6 exons. Bases 94 to 1548 code for a protein of 484 amino acids. The record is from RefSeq and is a predicted model, not a curated record. Lineage: Eukaryota; Metazoa; Annelida; Clitellata; Rhynchobdellida; Glossiphoniidae.
UCGUUGCUAACUUAACGUAAAUCAACCACAUGUUUUUGACUUUAACUGUUUCUAAUUAAGAAUUUAAUUGAUUUGAAUUAUUAAAAGUGAAAAAUGAUCAGAACAUUGCUUGGGUUGUGCGAUCCGUCGAGUCGAUACGAUGAAAGUUCAUCUGACUAUUUUAUCAAUCGGCUUGGUGGGAAACCGGAUUGGUUGGACAAUUCCCCGGAAAUAAAAGACAUCGAAUGCGACAACUGCCAUGGGACCUCCAUGUUGUUUAUCUGCCAGUUGUACUGCCCCAUGCAGGGAUCUGUCAAUCACAGAGUUCUCUACUUUUUUGUCUGCCCGCGAGAAGUUUGCAACAAGUCAUGCAAAAGUUGGGCUGUUAUAAGGUGCCAAACAAACAAACCAGAAGUCCCAGAGGUGCAUACCGAGUCUGUGGUCAAAAUUAAUUCAGCCUUCAAUGAAUUUGAUUUUGAUUCAAUGAAUUGGGACGCUCCUGCUGAUGAAACUGCAACAACGACGACGAUGAUGACCUCUGACAAUUUUCCACUAAACUCCAACGCUAAUAAUGUUUUAAAUAAUGUAGCAGCCAUCAAGCCAACAUUUGGUGCACAUUCUAGAGAAAGUCAAACAACAAACAAAUCAACUACACCUAGAAACAUUCUCUCGACAGAUAAUAAUAGUUCAAUAAAUAUUGAAACUGGUAGUACAAAAGUGCCGUCUCGUGAAGAAAAAACAAAUGAACACCAAAUGAAUUCUGUUGGAGAAGAUAUGUUGAGAUUAUCACUGCAGGAAAACCUACCAAUUAGCACAAUGACAGACCCAGAGACAGAGAAAAUUAUUAAAUCCAGUGUAUUUAAAGAUUAUCUCAUUGGUGAUGUAGGAGAACCACACCCCAAAGAAGUUUCUAAUUUUGAUAAAUUAGUGCAUGAACGGUUAAUGUUCAAACCAAUGUAUAUAGAUGUGAUUGAAGAAAUGGAUGAUGACGAUGAAGAUGACGAAGAUCUUGACGACGAUGAUGGUGGUGAUGGUGGUUCUUGGAAAGAAGGUCAAGGUGAUAAUAUGAGAGGGUGCUUUGAAGAUAAGGAUUUAAAAAACUUCAACUCGGGGUUGGGUAGCAAAUGUACGAUGGAUUCCUCCGAGGAUUUCAAACUCUACGACAUGUCUGACAUUCAACAGGAGUUUUUUGAAAGGGUGAGAAAAUAUCCCAAACAAAUCAUCAGGUACUCCUACAAAGGCAAACCCCUAUAUUACAACAAGCCAAUAAAACCCGAUGAAAUUCCAAAAUGUGAGUGCGGUUGUUCCAGGGAGUUUGAGGUACAGCUACUUCCCACCAUCAUUAAUUAUCUAGCGGUAGUUUGUACCGAAGAAAAACGUACUACACCCAUUUUUGAAAAUGUAGAUUUCGGCUCUGUCUACGUAUACACGUGCCCGCGUAACUGUUGGUCCAGUGAGGGUAUGACAUACAGGCGAGAAUACGUAGAAAUCCAAGUGGAUAGGGGUCUGGAUGAAAUUUGUAGAAGUAGCAGUGAUCGUCCCACUAGAAGAGGGAGAUAUAAAUUUUAAAUUACAGUUGAUGAUGGCUAUAAAUUUGAAAUUAUAGUUAAUUAUGGUUAUAAAUUUUAAGUUAUAGCUAAUUCUAGUGAUAAAACUAUCUUAAACUACAGUUCAUUAUGGUUAUAAAUUUUAAAUUAUUGUUAAUUAUAGCUAUAAAUUUUAAAUUAUAGUUAAUUAUGGUCAUAAAUUUCAAGUUAUAGCUAAUUCUGAUGGUAAAACUACGAAAUUAUGAAUGUAUGGUCUAAUUAUAGUUAAUUAUAAUUAUAAAUUUUAAACUAUAGUUAAUUAUGAUAAUAAUAUAAUUAGAAAUUUAUGAUGAAAAUUAAUAUAUAUAUGUAUAUAUUCAAUUCGUAAGAUUAACAUUUGCAAACUUCAAAUUUGUGCAAGUACUAUAGUUCGAUUCCGGUGUUAUCAAGCGAGUUUUUAGUGGUGUUUUGCUUUGCUUCUUCUUUCCUCCUCUUUUUUUCAUGAAUUAAUGAAUUAUGUUUUGUAAAAUAAGUUAAUUAUUUUCAUGAUCUAAUGAAUUAUAUUUUGUAAAA